Gryllus bimaculatus (two-spotted cricket) is the source of this 4336-nucleotide messenger RNA. The record is from the annotation of a GenBank genome assembly. Lineage: Eukaryota; Metazoa; Arthropoda; Insecta; Orthoptera; Gryllidae.
CAACAAUUGAACCAGGUGACGAUGUUGGCGAAACAAAUUCCACUGACGCCCAGAAUAGAAUAUCGCAGCUCAUUGCAAGAAAACGUGCACAGUUGAUGCGUCUUGCUCGUUCACAAAAUAGUGAAGAUGUAGAAAUAAUGCGACCAUCUCGCACUCGAAAGUUAUGUUUGGUGGAACGUAGUAGUGACAGUAGCGAUAGUGGAAGAGAAGUGUCUGUGGCAGCUGAAGAUUCAUCUAGCCACAAAAAUAGUGAAACCAUUGAUACCAAUGGUUGUGAAAGUGAAUAUCGCAGUGGAAAAGCUGGCUCAUCUUCUAAAAGCAAAUAUUUUGAUUUUAAGGACAAUGUUGAUACAAGAAAAAGGAGAAUUAAAUAUUUAAGGCAUUAUAGUGAUUCAUCAGAUGAUGAUAAUUGGUAUUUACAUCAAAAGAGGAAAAGGAAAGCUCCAAGUUGGCCUUCAGAUUCUAGUGAUUCAGACAUGUGUGUUUAUGACGAUGACAAAGAAUCUGUUUCUAAUAACAAAAUUGUCCUGAAACAUAAGAAUAAAGUAUGUGUCAUGAAAGGAAGAGAAAAUGAUUCAGAUACCUCAAGUUCUGAUGAUGACAGUGGGCAAAACGAGAAUCAGGCUAGCACCAAAGUGAAGCGGAAAUCUUCAAAGUGUGAAAAAUUCAGUCAUCUGAAUAGGAGAUCUAAUUUCAAGCCCAGAAGUAAAGCUUUUCAUAAAAAAAUUAGUGAAAAUAUAGUUGAUGAAUUUCUGUCUGAUGAAACUUCCGAUAGAAAUGGUGAACAUUCUAACUCAUGUGUAAACGGAAAUGAUGCAACAGUUCCUACCAAAAUAAUAAAUAAAGAGGCCUUAAUUGAGUGCAUAGAAGACUUCAAUAAGGAGCCAAAUUUACCAGUAACACCAAAUAGUCGUAUUAGCAGUGGAGCUUCAUUUCAAGAUUCUGAAACUCCUGACAGUGGUAUUGCUUCCACAAGUAGUCCCUUUUCUCGACCUAGUAGUAAUAGUAGCCAUAGAAGUAUAUCACCCAGAAAUAAGAGUCCAGAGCAGGCUGGUGAAUCAAGUUGUAGUCUUAUUUGUCAGCCUUGCUGUAAUGAAGAAAAUAUUGUUGAAAACCCUCACAGUAGUGUUCUUGGUUCAAAUGUUCACGUACGAGUAUCAGAUUCCAUUGGAAAUCCCAACAGCAACCUUUCAGAAUUUGUUUCCAGUGAGAAUAGAAGCAAUUCUGAUUGGACUGUAUUUCAAAGAUUUAGAAAUCGUGUGAACAGAAUGCAGAGAAAUUUUAGGAAGCGAAUUAGUGAUGAUUCUGAUUCAAAUUAAGUGGCCUCUCUUGAUGUUUUGUAAAUUUUUAUAAAUAUUAAUGUACAUAAAUAUAUGAGGACUUUGUGUUUUUUGUGUGUAACUCAUACCUAUUAGACAUUGCUUUUCUGAUGAUUUUGUCUGUUGUUAGCAUUUGAUUAUGCAUUACAAUACAUUAUACAUUUUCUUUACUUCUUGGUUGUUUAUGAAAAUUUGUUUGUUCUAUGUAGUUUUAAUUUUAUUUAAAGGCAGUUAUUCUUAUUGCAUAACAAAAUUCUUACAUGUAUAUUAGUAUAAAGAAUUUAUUACUACAAAUGCUGCAUUACUGUUAUUUAUAUUUGAAAAUUUAUUUUCAUUAAUUAUGCUGUUAUAAUUAUUUAGUUUUUUUCUUUUGAACACAUUUUUUUUAUUAGGAGGCCAUCAUCUUCAGGCAGAAGUAUUGGGAGGAAAAAAUAUACAUAUAUAUAUUGAUUGUGAAGUUGUAUGCUUUAGAUUUUAGACUAUUUGUAUAGUUUUGGCAAUGCAUUUGUUUUUUUUCUUAUGGUUUCUUCACAUAAGAAAUUUCAUGAAGCAGUAGUCUAUGUUGUGUAAUUAGAACAAAACAAUUUUUUGAAGUAAUUAUUUUCGCUGCAGAUGAUGGCAUAGGUUAUUUCCUUCUCUAUUGAAGGAAUUCUGUAGGAAGAUAUUGUGGAUUCUAUGUUUGCCACAAACUGUAAAGAAAUGCUAUGUACAUAGAUUGCACUUCAUGUUAAUGUGUUAUAUGUUUAAUUCAAAUACAAAAUAUAUGUGCACAAAAAUUUCUUUAAUUUAGAUGUAAAAGUACUAUUUAGAAUAUGUUUAACUAAAAUUUCAUCUGGACAAUGUACAUUUGGAAACUUGUGUCAGAAAAACAACAAAAAUACCUCAUUGAUUAGAAAAUAAUGCUAUUUGGCAAAUAUUUCCCUGAGAUGCCUGUCAUACAGACUUUUUUCUCUUUACCUUUUAAUCAUCUAGCAUAUCUCUGUAAUAUGCACUUGGAUGUACAAUGUGUAUGUAUAAUUCUAGUCAUAAGAUAAAAGGCAAGUUAUAGAAAUCAUUGUUCUUUAAUUUGUGCUUCUGUAUUAAUUUUUUCUUCCUUUACUAGAUGAUGUAACUAAUAGAGUUCUAUUGAUAAAUAUUAUUGUGACACCUAAUAAAUAAAUUUGUGAAUUAAUUAUAGGCGAUAUUGCUUUCUGUUCAUUCAGUUUUAAUUGCUUUAAUGAUCAGCUAUUUCAUGAGUAAACAUAUUUUCAUUUGUGUUAAAACUGCCUAAAAAUGAGAGGUUGGUAAUGUUUGUUUCAUUUACUGAUUUUGCGAAGUCUUUAGAUUUAAAAAAUUGUUUGUGGUAAAUAAUAAUUGUUUGGGAUGCCUAGGUUAAGUUGGGAAGAGUUGAAUUAAAACUCAGUGUUUCAGAUCAGGAAGAAAUAGUUUUAAGUUUUGAUAAUGAAAUGAAUACACGAGUAUAUAAAAUGACGAAAGAAAUUCCGAGAAGACUAUCUGAAGAAAUGAAAAGUUUGCUAAAUGAAGACAUUUUUGGGCAAGGUUGAUAAGGCAGCUGGCUGAACGUCUUCUAGAAAAUUGUGCCAGAACAUAAUGAAUUUGUCAUAAUUUUCUCUUACAAGAUUUUCAAGUAGUGUCCUUGUUUCAACUGAGGAAAUGUGUUUUGGUGUCUUUUUCUUUCUUAGGUAUGUACAUUUGACAUUUUUCCUUCCUUAACUGGCAUUGCACAGAUGACAUGUUGCCAUAUAAAAUUGGUUCCAACAUUGUGUUUUAAGUAAGUGUAUGUAGCUUCUACUGUGUGAAUUGUACAUUGUGUAAAUUAAAUAGUCUUUCAUUCAGGUAUAGAGAAACACUACACUAUUAUCAUAUGUACCAUGUGAUGUUAUUGGCAAUGGGGAAUUAUUGAAUAGCCUAGGGGUCUUGUGUUGUGUAAGAAAUAAAAUUCAGAUUUGCCAGAGCGGAACUAAAAUAUAUUUUUGUAUGAUAGACUCUGUAAAAGUGUUGCGAGAGAUUUUCUUUGGAAGUGUUACUGUAAAUUUCGCCAAAACAGUGCUUUUUCAGAAAAUAGAACUGUAAUAUUGUGCAAGAUAUAGAGAACCUAUUGUGACCUAGAAUAAAAAAGUUGUUUCUUUUAAAAAUAGUCCUAAAAUAUGAGGACUGUGGAAAGCCAAUCUUUUCAUUGAGAGUAGUCCUUUUCAAGGUGACAUGUACCAAUGAAGACUGAUUAUUGUUUUCAGAUAUGUGAUGUAGGGUGAAUAUAUUAGACUGAAAUAUUAAGUACACUGCACUGAACUUUCUUUUUCUUUCCUUUACCUACUUCCUGCUGCCUUUUUAAUAAUAAAUUAAUAAGUGUAUAUUAAUUUUUUUGUAAUUAAGAUUUUUUUCUAUUAUUUAAUUGACAUUUUUGGUCUAUCAAUUUUGUUUAAAAUAUUUAAAUUCCUUUCUAAAUAAAUUGGUGCUAAUGUGUUUUACUUAUACAUAGGUGUGGCUGGCCUCCAGGAUGACCAUGACUAUCUAUGUUUCCCAAUUCUGAACUAAAGAUUCUGGUAAUAAUAAAAUACCUACAGAACCAGGCAUGAAGUGGACCUGACUAUCCUAGGGUUGUCAUUAGGAAAACAAUAGGGUCAUCCGAAACAUAUUUCAGAGCAAAUUUAUUAUGUUUAUUCAACUAGUGUAUCAACUGUAAAAUGAAAAUAGUAUUUUACGUAAACUGCUAAUAAAUAAUAAACUAAUAAAUAGUAAACAGUAGAUCAAGACAAAUUGCAUUGCACACUUUCGAUUAACAGUGUGACAAUACCCUUUCUGGGAUGAAUUUCCUUGACUUUUCUAGGAUAUUUACUUCAGUUUUUCAUGACAAAAUUUGUGAAGUAUAUCAAGGUAUUUAAAUAAAAUAUUAAAUAAAGCAUGGUUUUGGUCGAUAUUAAAUCACUAUUAUCAACUGAGUCCUUUUCUCCUUUAUGUUCCAGAUUAUCUUGCACUAACACAUUGUGAGAGAAAAAGAGGUACUUCAAUUCAAAACA